AUGGACGCCUCCAAGGACAGAAAGUCUGCGCACAGAGAUAAGCGGACAAAGAUCAAGCAAAAGAAGAGCGACAAUGUUCCCGUCGAGAGGGUCGAGCCUCCCAUCGUCGCCGCAGCCGCCGCCGCCCGAGAGUCGAGCGAGGAUGACGAGUCGGCCACCGUUGAUGUCCCGUCAAAUAACGGAGAGGCGUCUGGGACGACGACGCCGCCCAAGACGUUUGCUGAGCUGGCACUGACACUCAUGCAGGGAAUUGUAGAAUCACUCUGCGAAGCCUGCGAGUCCCUCAACUACAAGCACCCGACGCCGAUCCAAGAAAAGUCAAUACCAGUCGCCCUCGAGGGCCGCGACAUUAUCGGUCUGGCCGAGACUGGAUCCGGAAAGACGGCUGCGUUUGCGCUGCCCAUGCUGCAGGCCCUGCUGGACAAGCCCCAGCCGCUGUUCGGACUUGUGCUGGCGCCCACGCGCGAGCUGGCCACGCAGAUUGGCCAGGCAUUCGAGGCGCUGGGCGCGCUCAUCUCCCUGCGCUGCGCCGUCAUCGUCGGAGGUCUGGACAUGGUGCCCCAGGCCAUCGCGCUGAGCAAGAAGCCCCACGUCAUCGUAGCCACGCCCGGCCGUCUGGUGGAUCACUUGGAGAAGACCAAGGGCUUCUCGCUCCGCACGCUCAAGUACCUGGUCAUGGACGAGGCUGACCGUCUUCUGGACAUGGACUUUGGACCCUCCAUUGACAGGCUGCUCAAGUUUGUGCCGCGCGAGCGCCGUACCUACCUCUUCUCAGCCACUAUGAGCUCCAAGGUCGAGAGCCUGCAGCGCGCUAGUCUGCGCGACCCCGUGCGUGUCAGCAUCAGCUCGAGCAAGUACCAGACCGUGUCGACGCUGCUGCAGCACUACCUCUUCAUCCCGUACAUGCACAAGGACACCUUCCUGGUGUACCUGGUCAACGAGUUUGCGGGCCAGUCCAUGAUGAUCUUCACACGUACCGUCUUCGAGGCCCAGCGCGUCGCUAUCCUCCUGCGUGCCCUCGGCUUCGGCGCCAUCCCCCUGCACGGCCAGCUGAACCAGACCGCCCGUCUGGGUGCCCUCAACAAGUUCCGCUCCGGCGCCCGCAACAUCAUGGUAGCCACCGACGUCGCCGCCCGUGGUCUCGACAUCCCCAAGGUCGACGUCGUCCUCAACCACGACCUUCCCCAAGACUCAAAGACGUACAUCCACCGCGUCGGCCGUACCGCCCGUGCCGGGAAAUCGGGUAUUGCCAUCACUAUUACCAACCAGUACGACCUGGAGAUCUAUCAGCGUAUCGAGGCUGCCCUCGGCAAGAAGCUCCCGGAGUACCCUACCGUCAAGGAGGAGGUCAUGGCUUUCCGUCCCCGCGUCGAAGAGGCCCAGAGGCAUGCCAAGAUUGAGAUGCGCUCGGUGGCCGAGCGUCAGGGCAGGAAGAAUGGCGGUGCCACUAUGCGUGCUAGGGCUAAUCGGGGUAGGAGAGAUAACAUGGAUGCUGAGGAGGGUUGA
Messenger RNA from Geosmithia morbida, 1506 nucleotides. Its product is annotated as ATP-dependent RNA helicase DDX47/RRP3. The coding region runs from base 1 to 1506 and encodes 501 amino acids. Gene Ontology annotation, molecular function: ATP binding; nucleic acid binding. The transcript has 2 exons. The record is from RefSeq and is a predicted model, not a curated record. NCBI's taxonomy places the organism in Eukaryota, Fungi, Ascomycota, Sordariomycetes, Hypocreales, Bionectriaceae.